AUGUCUACCACCACCAACGUUCUCAUCACCGGUGUCGCCAGAGGAAUCGGACUCUCCCUUCUAGAAGCUUACCUCUCCCGCCCCGAACACACCGUCAUCGGCACCGUCCGCUCCACCAACUCCCCUAGCACAGCGAGUCUCACCGCGCUCCCAACAGCGCCCAACACGCGCCUCAUCCUCCUCAGCAUCGAAAGCACCUUCGCGUCCGACUACCCCGCUGCCGUGGCGACCCUGCGCGAACAAGGCAUCACGCAUCUUGACCUCGUGAUCGCCAACGCAGGCAUCUGCCCCGACCCGACUCCCCUAGUGAACCUGGACGUCAAGGACGUGAGCAACGCCUUCGUCGUGAACACCGUCGGCCCAAUCCUCCUCUUCCAGGCUGUUCGGGAGCUGUUGGAGAAGAAGGGUCCCGGUGCGAAGUGGGUGUCGAUGUCGACGGGGGCUGCGUCGUUGAGUAAUUUGGUGGUACACCAGGCCCAUGGCGUUGCUGCUUAUGGGAUUUCCAAGGGGGGGAUGAAUUGGUUUACUUUGGCUGUCCAUGCCUCUGAGCAAUGGUUGACUGCGUUCGCAGUGCACCCUGGGUACGUGACUUCCAUUACCUAUCCUACAUCCCAUUUCAUGCCAGCUUCCCAACUCGUGCAAACAGAAAUGGGUAACAAGGGAGCUCAAAUGAUGGGAUUGGAAGAAGCGCCGAAUACCCUAGAAGAAAGCACCAGCAAGACGAUUGCUUUGGAUCAGUCCUCGCGCGAUGACACCGCGAUCUUUAGCGCUCAGGAUUGCCGCUUCAUAGUUCCUGACACCGUCCAGGCUAAGCGGAUCAAGGUGACCAAAUUUCAUCGUGACAACCUCGACCUCAGGGCGAAGAGAAAUAUCGGGGAUAAACGACUUGUAAUAGGGUCGCUCGAGAAGGACCCCGUCACCCUUAUCACAAAACGCCCACGAACAGUGCUCAAUCGCGUGUGA
This is a messenger RNA of Aspergillus affinis, 963 nucleotides long. RefSeq names its product NAD(P)-binding protein. NCBI's taxonomy places the organism in Eukaryota, Fungi, Ascomycota, Eurotiomycetes, Eurotiales, Aspergillaceae. Gene Ontology annotation, molecular function: oxidoreductase activity. The coding region runs from base 1 to 963 and encodes 320 amino acids. The record is from RefSeq and is a predicted model, not a curated record. The transcript is spliced from 5 exons.